CUUGCUAACGUUAAUCUCUCUCUCUCCCUCUCUCUCUGCAUAUAUAUACAUAAGAGAGGGGGAGGGAAUUUUUGUUUGGCACUCUGGAGCCUCGUUUGUCUUGAACUUCAAGAAACCUUUGUUCAUCGAGCGAGCGAGCGAGCGAGCGAGAGAGAGAGAUGGAUUUCGAGUUGAGGGCGGCGAGGGAGAAGCUGGAGAGAGAGCAGAGGCAGAGGAAGGAGAAGGCUAGGUUGAAACUCGAGCGCGAGCGGAGGGCCAAGGCCGAGGCCGCCCGACAGCGCGACGCCCUCGAGGCCGCCCAGAGGGCCCGCAGGAUCGAAGCCGCCCAAGCACAGAUCGUGGCAAAUCAACAAAUGGAGGAGAACUUACGUGCUGGGAAUGGAGUUAUUUUCUACCGUAUUUUUGAAGCUGCCCCUUACCAAGGCUAUGGUGAUAAGAUUAAGCUACCACCAUCAUGCUUCUCAGAAUUGUCAGAUCAAGGUGCUCUGGAUAAAGGACCAAUGUUCUUCCAGCUUUUGAAGAUCUACCAAGGGAAUUCAGAAGCUUUAAGUUCAGCGGACACCAAACACGAAGACAACAGAACUACUCACUGUGGGGUUCUUGAGUUUACUGCUGCAGAAGGUUCAGUUGAGCUUCCUCCUCAUAUUUGGACCAAUUUGUUCCCGAUUCCAGUUGACAACACCCCUUUAAUUGAGGUUCGUUAUGUGAGGUUACCGAAAGGAACAUAUGCAAAACUACAACCUGAUACCAUAGGAUUCUCUGAUAUACCCAACCACAAGGCUGUUCUUGAGACAAGUCUUCGUCAACAUGCAACCCUUUCUCAAGGAGACAUACUUACAGUUAACCACGGAGGGUUAAGUUAUAAGUUGAAAGUCCUUGAACUUAAGCCCUCUUCUAGUGUUUCGGUGUUAGAAACAGAUGUAGAAGUCGACAUAGUUGAACCUUCUUCAACAUCAGAAUCGGUGGAUCAACCCCUGUUGAAUGCACUUGUGCUAGGCAAGGUGGAGUCAGGAACCGUGGAGGAAGGAAGAUACGAGUACUACAAAUUCUCCAUUGGUGAUAAUGUUAUUUCAAAAUUAUCCAAUGAGAACGUCGUUGUUGAGGUUAAAUUAGAUGUUGAGAUCAACAGCGGGGACACGGAUCUUUAUGUAUCUAGGCAUCCUGUUCUCUUCCCAUCCAAGCAUCAGCACGAAUGGUCAUCUCAUGAUGUGGGUUCUAAGGUAUUGAUUCUUGGUGGUGACAAUAAGGAACUAACAUCUGGCACCUACAGCAUUGGUAUUUUUGGAUUCAAGGGAUCAAGCAAGUACCACGUUUCAGUUUCCCUUCAAGAGAAACUCCACCAAAGGCAUGGAGAACGUGCAGUUUCUUCCACCUCUGCAGACAAAACUGAUUGCUCGAUGUGUAGCAACUGUCACCAUUACAUACCCACUAGGACAAUUGCGCUCCAUGAGGCAUACUGCAGCCGUCACAAUGUUGUUUGUCCACAAGAAGGUUGUGGGGUGGUUCUGAGAAAAGAUGAAGCGAGAAGUCAUGUUCACUGUACAAAGUGUGGGAAGGCAUUGCACAGGGAAGAGAUGGAGAAACACAUGAAAGUGUUCCAUGAACCACUGUAUUGUGCAUGUGGUGUAUCUCUGGAGCAGGAAGCUAUGGUAAUACAUCAGUCAUCUGUUUGUCCACUGCGCUUGAUAACAUGCCGUUAUUGUGGUGACAUGGUGCCUGCGGGCACUUUUCCUUCAGAUGUUCGUGACAGGAUGAGAGGGCUCUCAGAGCAUGAGAGUGUCUGUGGGUCUAGAACAGCGCCUUGCGAUUCUUGUGGCCGUUCUGUCAUGCUCAAGGACAUGGAGAUACACAGGAUUGCCGUUCACCAAAAGAAUUGAUACCCUCGUGGACCUAUGAACGCAACAUGUAGAAUUUCAUCAUACAAUUGAAUUUAUUCAUCUGUAAAUUAAAUUUGCUUGUUGCUAAUCGGUGUCUAUGAUUUAUGAAAUUUGAGGAUGUUGUCAGCCAA
Molecule: messenger RNA, 2008 nt
Organism: Nymphaea colorata (pocket water lily)
Lineage: Eukaryota; Viridiplantae; Streptophyta; Magnoliopsida; Nymphaeales; Nymphaeaceae
Exons: 3
Coding region: 159-1877 (572 amino acids)
Cellular component (GO): VCP-NPL4-UFD1 AAA ATPase complex
Molecular function (GO): polyubiquitin modification-dependent protein binding
Source: RefSeq, a predicted model, not a curated record